Phytophthora sojae is the source of this 1554-nucleotide messenger RNA. RefSeq lists its product as hypothetical. Gene Ontology annotation, molecular function: oxidoreductase activity. The record is from RefSeq and is a predicted model, not a curated record. The transcript has 2 exons. Bases 1 to 1554 code for a protein of 517 amino acids. Lineage: Eukaryota; Oomycota; Peronosporomycetes; Peronosporales; Peronosporaceae.
AUGCCAUCCUCUCGGUCGAUGGUCGCUCUCUGGCUGGCAGCCGCACUGCUUUGCCUCGCUAAUGGCCAGCAAGUCGGAACAUCCUGCCCGCAGCCUCGCAUCCGCAAGUCCUGGGACUCGUACACUGCCGCGGAGAAGGCCCUGUACACUGAGGCGGUGGGCGUGGCCAUGGAUCGCGGUUUCCACCAGAAGUUCGUGCAGAUCCACACGGAGCAGCUCACGGGACUGGAAGCGCAUCAGUCGUGCGUCUUCAUCUACUGGCACCGGAUGCUGCUGCUGGGCUACGAGAACAUGCUGCGUAGCCUCAACACGGCGUAUCAGUGCAUCACGCUGCCUUACUGGGACCACCUCUCGGGAUCCGCUCGUCAGGCGAACAACAACUGCUCCAGCAUCGAAGAGUGCUCCUCUAUUAUCGCCGACUUUGGCGGCACAACUACUGGAGUGAGCAAAUCGCUGUCGGUUUACGGCUCAAGUAUCCCCAACUCGAUCAAGACGGUCUGCGUGACUCAAGGCCCGGCCUACCGCUUCUGCGGGAACAACACGGGAUGCGCCCACUGCAUUCUCCGGACACGCAGCAAAUACCUGAGUGCCACAACGUAUCCGAACGAGGCGUCCUUCGGGUCGGUGUACCAGCAAGUAUUCACGUACAGCGACUCGGGAAGUUUCACCUCUGCGGUCGAGCGAGGCAUCCACAACACGAUUCACAACGCACUGGGUGGAGUGAUGACGUACCUGCAGGCCCCAGUUGAUCCGGUGUUCUACUCUCAUCAUUCACUGAUCGACUUGCUCCAGACCAUCUACCUGAAGUGCCAGAUUGGCGAUGAGAAAGCUUUUCUAUCAGCAGAAAACAAAAGUAGCGAUCCGCGGGUCUGGACGUCCUGCACUCGGUCCAAUGGUGGGAACUUCCGGGACUCGGAUAAUAUCACCAUGCGUGCACUGGCGAACGAUGGCAAGACAUACGUGAACGUCUGGCAGGACCCGAACAACAUUUUGUACCCAUUUUUCAAGGAUAUGCCGUACCAGUACGCUGACUACGUCGACGCCAAGGACCUGAAGGGCUACAGCUACACGUACGAUAUCAGCGGCGGGCUGGCCAACAUGUACCAGAACUGCAAGGAUUCCAACACCUUCAGUGCGAUAUCGCUCCUCGCGGAUAGUCAGCAGACCACCAAGAAGAAGAAUCCGCUGCUUCCGACGAUAUCCGAGGGCACGGAGGAGGACGAUGCAGUGCGCCUCUGGCACAUUGCGUUGUUUGAAGCUGCACAGAUUGUCGGGUUCCAAGACUGGGCUGCGAGAGAUCAGAUGGAGAUGAUUGCGUGCGUGCAUCAUGGGGAGUGUAUCGGCCCUAUCGACGACUACACCAACCUGUUCCGAACCAACUUUGGAGUCACGGGCCACACGCGCUGCUUCUCCAUUCUCCAGGACAUCAUGGAAGGCACGCGUAUCAUCGGGAUUCCGAUGUGGCGCGAAAUCACGAGUCGGUUCUUGCCCUGCCCUUUGCAAGAGGAAGAUGGCUCGGACUCGGAGGGAGGCUCGGAAGCCGCGGUGGCAUAG